AUGUUUCCAGUUGUUGCCCUCUCGUUCCUCGCCGUUUUCCUUCUCUACCAAUUAACCCGACGAAAUCCUCGUGUUACCAUCGCGCGCCUACGCGGUCCGAAGUCGCCAUCUUUCCUUUACGGCUAUAUCCCUACUCUCGUUCAGGAUCAGGCUGGUGCUAAAGACUUCCAACUCCAGGGAACUUAUGGCGACGUAAUUAGAAUCAGGGCGCCUCUAGGUGAAAAUCGCCUCCUUCUGAUGGAUCCCAAAGCGCUUCAGCACAUCUUUUAUAAUUCUGGGUAUCGCUACUCCAAACCUACCGGGAUACGAGUAAUCCUGGGAACGGUCCUGGGGCCGGGCCUGUUCCACGCCGAAGGAGAAGACCACAAGCGUCAACGGAGGAUUGUUCUACCAGGAUUCGGCAGCCGUGAGUUAAGGACAUUUGUUCCCAUCUUUUGCUCUUACGCCGGUCGGAUGACUGCGUACUGGCGAAGUAUUAUAGCUGCCGACAAUUCAGAAUCCGCGAUUAUAGAAGUAACGUCCUGGAUUACUCGUGUGUUGUUGGACGCCACUGGAGAAGCUGCCUUCGAUUACCAAUUUGGAUCUUUGGAUAAUUCAGAGACUGAGCUCGCGAAGGCGUAUGCUCAUAUGGCACUUAAUGUUUUUGGCGUACCAUCUAAACUGGCGCUCCUAGUGUUGUGUGCUAUGGACUCCUGGCUUCCGGAAUCUGUUAGUCAGUCCUUGACGAACAUCCCCGUUCCCCGGUUGAACGUGGCGAGGAAUGUGAAUAGUAUAUCAACGAAGGUGGCGAAAGGCCUCAUCGAUGAUAAGCAGGCUUUGUUGCUGGAGGGGAAAGGUAACAAGGACAUCAUGAGUUCAGUAAAAGCAAAUGCAUCAGAGGAUUAUAAGAAAAGGCUACCAGAAAACGAGUUAUGGGCUCAAAUGAAUACCAUCAUUGUCGCCGGUCAUGAAACGACAACUAACGCGUUAGCAUGGGCUCUAUUGGAAUUGGCGCGACACCCUAAAAUCCAAACAAAGCUUCGCGCCGAGAUACGCGCCUACCUCUGCAACCGAACGAUCUCCGAAUUGACGGCAGAGGACUUCGAUUCUUUGCCUUACUUGACCGCGGUCGUCAAGGAGAGUCUUCGGUUCCAUCCAACGCUACAUCACGCCUAUAGAUAUGCUUGCGAAGAUGACGUACUACCUUUAAGCCAACCUAUCAUAGAUGCGGACGGAAAGGUGCUCACUGAGAUACCGAUACCCAGAGGCACGUAUAUAUUCUGUUCCAUUGCGGCCUACAACCGCAACAAAGAGAUUUUUGGAGCGGACGCGGAUCUGUAUAAUCCUGAACGAUGGCUAAAUGGCACCGUGAAGCCCAGCAAUGACGCAUCAAUUGGUGUCUACGCCAACCUAUUUACCUUCAUCGGUGGUAAAAGAUCGUGCACGGGCUGGCGAUUCGCGCUGUUGGAGAUGCACGCUUUUAUUAUUGAACUUGUGAACAGCUUUGAGUUCGAGCUCACCGCUGAUGCUCACAGAAUACGCAGAGAGCCAUGUGCUGUGGUUACACCAACGGUCGAGGGGGAGGUGGAUAAGGGGCCGCAACUGAAGUUGAAGAUUACGAUGGCAUCAAAGUAA
Messenger RNA from Desarmillaria tabescens, 1614 nucleotides. Its product is annotated as cytochrome P450. Gene Ontology annotation, molecular function: monooxygenase activity; oxidoreductase activity, acting on paired donors, with incorporation or reduction of molecular oxygen; heme binding. Lineage: Eukaryota; Fungi; Basidiomycota; Agaricomycetes; Agaricales; Physalacriaceae. The record is from RefSeq and is a predicted model, not a curated record. Bases 1 to 1614 code for a protein of 537 amino acids. The transcript is spliced from 13 exons.